This is a messenger RNA of Diachasma alloeum, 1121 nucleotides long. RefSeq lists its product as uncharacterized. The coding region runs from base 111 to 845 and encodes 244 amino acids. The record is from RefSeq and is a predicted model, not a curated record. The transcript has 4 exons. Lineage: Eukaryota; Metazoa; Arthropoda; Insecta; Hymenoptera; Braconidae.
ACCGUUGAGUGUUUACAGUGGAUGUCUACAGUUUUAUCUUGUCAAUUUUGAUUGUCCAAUCACUCUUCUGUUUUAUUCCUUGACUUCGGUAAUUCCAUGUUCAUGAAACAAUGUGUAAGAUGGCAAAAAGUGGAUUGGAGUGUGAUGUAGAGACACUUUUCUCCUGCCCUGACGAGGAGAAAGCAUAUUUCAAGAGGUUAAACACAUACCUGCAUGACUGUCGAACGAAAAUAACUCAUUUUUUGACAGAAGAGUUGAAUAAUUAUAAAGGAACUUGGAACAAAUUGGAGCAGAAUGUAGAAUUAAUAUCACAAUUGUCCAAUGAGACCAGAAACCUGGAAACAAAACUGGACAGUUUGCUUCUGGACCAAAAAGUAUUGAAUAAGAAAAUCGCUAAUGCCAUCGCAUUUGAAGAAAGUCUGGAUGACGACAUCAGCAAAGAAAAAGCUCGCAGGGAAGCGCUCACACUGGAAAUGGUUGAUUUACAACAAGAAUUGUCAAAGCAAAAGGAGGCAAAGAAGAAGGAAUGGAAUGCCAUAAAGAUGGCAAUAGCAGUAUACAAAGAGAAAUUGAACAUCCACAUCGACGUUCAGCACCAGGACGACCACGACACAUUAACUGUGACCCUCUUCCUCAACACAAAUCCCAACAAAGACAAUUAUUACAUAGUCCUCCAGAAUUCCCAUGGAGCAUGGCGAGUCUCGAACAUUCAACCACCACUGAAAGACAAGUAUCUUACCGAAAUGAAAUUGAAUUUAUCGAGAGAUUACGAGACACUCGAUAUUGCAAGAUUUAUAUGUCAAAUACGAAGUACUUUCUUAAAAUACUAUGUCAGCCAUAAAUAAUACUUUAUUGAUUCGAAUGAACAUUAAGAAAUACUCAUAUUUUUUAGAAGAGUAAAGCCUUUAUUGAUAAAAAUUAGGAUAUCUAGAAACUUUGUUUUUUUUUCUCUCGUCAUUGUUUCCUUUCCAUGUUCACAGACACACGAUUCGUUACAUAUACAUGUCAAAUUUUAUCCACUGAUCAACCAUGAACGCUUUUCUUAUCAAAAUAUAACGUUUUAUCGUUAUUUUGCAAUAAUAUUUUUUUUAUUUAUCUCUCUAUUAUCAGAGAUCAAUAAU